GAUUCAUAACUUUAGUGACAUCAUGCCGAACACUGUGUCAGUGUAAUGUGAAUAAAUUAGUAUCAGGCAAGGACGAGCAUCCUCAAGUAAUUUCAUUUAAUCAGAAAGUAUGCAUGGUGUCGUCGGCAUUGAAGAAACCAGCGAAAAUUAAAAGCAAAUUUCUAGACUGAUAAGACACAAUCAUUAGGCUGUGUGUAAAUAGAACAAAUUAUUAUUCAGUGUCGUUGACUGUGUUCUUUUGUGCAAAGACAACUACAAUAUAACAGCGUUGUCUGUUCAAACUAUUAUAGUCAGUCAUAAGACGAAUUCAAACUCGUUGUAGUAGAUCCAAACCGCUAUUAUGACAAGCUUGUCAUGUAUUUCGCCGAAAAAAAAUCAGUGAAAGUGCAAAUCGGGAAGAGGCCAUUCUGUUGAAAUCGGUUUUCAUGUACUCGGGAGAAACAUUUCGGACGUUCGAAGUUAAAACAGGAAAUUUAUUCAUGAUGGAUGACAUAAACUGGAACAAAAUAAUCUACAUAGAUGAUGAACAAAAGCUGAUUUAUUUCGACCAAAAAACUUACAAGCUGCCAGAGGCCAUUCUCAACUUAUACUCCGAUCGAGUGCGUCACCUAGAUUUAAGCUACAAUAAACUGUCUUCCUUUGCAUCUCUGGAACAUUUCAACAAACUGGAAGAAUUAGUACUGGAUAAUAACUAUCUCAACGAUGAGAUCAUAUUUCCUGCUCAAUUGGAUCGAAUCAAAUUGUUGUCGCUGAAUAACAAUAAAUUUGACAACUUGGACCUGCUGCUUACAAAGUUAUCUCUCUGUUUUCCAAACUUGGAAUAUUUAAGCUUACUUGGAAAUCCUGCCUGCCCUUGCCAUUUUUUGAGUCUCAAGUAUUCAGAGUACGACUACCUUAAAUAUAGACUCUAUAUCAUCCGUUCCCUUCCUCGGCUACGAAUAUUAGACGCACAACGCGUGAAGAAAAUGGAAAGGGAUUUCGUUCGAAGUCAGCAGAACCAGGAGUAUGAUACGGACGAUUCCGACAAUCGAAAUAGCACACUGAAACAUUUCUACACCAAACUUAGCAACCGGUUGGGCGUUCAUCGUAAGGAACCUCCCGUGUAUCACCCACUACCGGAGAGUAUGCGUGAAGUCGGGGAUCACCGAGGAGCGUAUGGCAAGUGUCGUUAUCGUUACGUAGGGGCACAAUCAGAGGGAAAUCGGUUUAUACUCAACACUGAUUUAUGAGUAAUUAAUUUUAACUUGUACUUGUGAGUUUUUAACAUAUCAAACAGUGAUAGUUUAUUUGAAUAAAGAUGGUGUGAUUAUUGUAAUACAAAUAACAUUAGAAUGACA
Malaya genurostris is the source of this 1337-nucleotide messenger RNA. Its product is annotated as leucine-rich melanocyte differentiation-associated protein-like. Gene Ontology annotation, molecular function: protein binding. The record is from RefSeq and is a predicted model, not a curated record. Bases 426 to 1229 code for a protein of 267 amino acids. Gene Ontology annotation, biological process: melanocyte differentiation. The transcript has 4 exons. NCBI's taxonomy places the organism in Eukaryota, Metazoa, Arthropoda, Insecta, Diptera, Culicidae.